This is a messenger RNA of Truncatella angustata, 1404 nucleotides long. Its product is annotated as major facilitator superfamily domain-containing protein. Bases 1 to 1404 code for a protein of 467 amino acids. Lineage: Eukaryota; Fungi; Ascomycota; Sordariomycetes; Amphisphaeriales; Sporocadaceae. The transcript is spliced from 2 exons. Gene Ontology annotation, biological process: transmembrane transport. Gene Ontology annotation, molecular function: transmembrane transporter activity. Gene Ontology annotation, cellular component: membrane. The record is from RefSeq and is a predicted model, not a curated record.
AUGGAGAGACAGCUGGUUCACAAAAUUGACCUCAGGAUCCUCCCUUUCGUUCUCGUCAUCUACAUCUGCAACUAUCUGGACCGCAACUCGAUUACCCAAGCCCGUCUAUACGGCAUGCAGACUGACACUCGGACCGAUGGGGCGCUGUGGAACACGGCCAUAUCCAUAUUUUCGGGGGGCUGUAUCGCCAUGCAGCUUCCAUCACCCUUGAUCAUGGCGAAGCUGCCUCCGUCAAUAUUCCUGCCCUGUUGCAUGUUACUCUGGGCAGUGGUGUCGGGUUGCACAGCCGCAACGAACAGUCCAGGGAGCUUGUUUGCCGUGCGCUUCUUUCUUGGCAUCGUCGAGGCUCCAUUCUUCCCGGGCGCCAUAUACUUUGUCAUGUUGGUAUACCAGACGAGAAAUCGGUAUUCGCAUAGCCCUCCUGGUAAGCGACAUCGUCCUCUCCAAUGCCUUUGCUGGCCUGCUUUCGGCAGGUAUCUUGUCGGGUAUGCAUGGAAAAACGUCGCUCGCGAGCUGGCGAUGGUUGUUCAUUAUCGAAGGGCCCAUGCCAUUGCCGUCGCCCUCCUGGCUAUGUUGUCUCUGCCCAACUACCCUGCCACCAGCAAGUGGCUGAACGAAGAUGAAAAGACCAUCGCCCAAGCCCGCCUGAUCAAGGAUAUGGGUGCUGAAGACUCCACCGAGGACGAGGAUACCUCUGUACUCUGCACCCUAGUUGCACCAGUCAAAGAUUACCGGGUCUGGAUAUUCGCUUGCAUGCAGAUGGCUACUACCGCGAGCAUAUCCUAUUCCCAUUUCUUCCUGACGCUGAUCAAGGAGCUCGGUUUCUCGGACAACCUGCUUGUGCUUCUUCUGACCUCGCCUCCGUAUCUGUUCGCCUUCUUCUGGAGCAUCGGCUUCAGCUGGCAUGCCGACAGAUCCCAGAAGCGAUCGCCAUACGCCUCCAUCUCCAUCUUGACGGCCAUGGGGUCCACUAUCGUCCUUAUUGCCGUGCCAUACCACUACCAAUGGGUGCGGUACGCGUUCACAUUCCCACUCACAGCAGGUAUUUUUGGGGUGUACUCAACCACCUACGCCUGGCUGCCGUCCACCAUCCUGAUGCCGCGAACCAAGAGAGCUGCUUCUAUUGGUCUCACCAAUCUAUGCGCCAACAUCGCGUCACUGUUUGGUAACUACUUCUGGCUUGACCAGUACGAGCCUACUUUCCAGGUAUCUUGGGGCAUCCUGCUCGCAUUUCAGUUCUUGUGCUUUUCGUGUAUCAUGAGCUUGCGGUAUAUCCUGAAAAGAUCGAAUCGGAAGUUUGAGGAACUAGGUAGCAGGUUCUCGGAGAGCGAUACAGCGGAUUUGACGGGGCUGCGUCCUAUUGAGAGGAAUGCGGUUAUAGGCGGAUUCCGCUACAUUACAUAG